UUUCGCCCUUUCCAUUUGCUAUACAUUGAUAAAGGAGAAGCCCCGACAUUUUAGCCUUCAAUCACCACUCACGGUUGAAGCAUGGCAUCACGGAGAUCAACACGCCUGGCUGCCAUGGGGAACCGCUGUCAACUCCCCGAAAGAGACAGACUACGGGUGAUCCGGAGCCGCCAGAAACGCCUACACCCACCUCAGUAGACCUCAUGGCCGAGGAAGCACAUACCCAAAAGCCCAAACCAGCAGCUGUCACCCGCCUGGCAGACCCUCGCCGCACCAACGCGCUGCUCCGCUCCCCCAAGACGUCACGCAUCAUCGCCCAAGCACCAGUCGAGGCAGUGCCCUCCACGCUGCGCAACGGCAUUGAACUCACCGGGCAGCCCACAACAACAACAACAGCCAAUAUCCUCGAGGAGGCCUGCGCGCACCUCAUCAAGGUCGAUCCGCGCAUGAAGCCGCUCAUCGCCAAGCACCACUGCCGCAUCUUCUCGCCCGAGGGUCUCGCCGAGCAGAUCGACCCUUUCGAGGCCCUCUGCAGUAGCAUCAUCUCGCAGCAAGUCAGCGGCGCAGCCGCCAAGUCAAUCAAGGCGCGCUUCAUCGCCCUUUUCAACACCCCCGGUCAGACCACCACUGAUGCCGCAGACGCGACAACCACACCACCCAUCUUCCCCUCCCCCGCCGCCGUAGCCCGCACCGCGCUCGAGACCCUCCGCACGGCGGGCCUCUCACAGCGCAAGGCCGAGUACCUGCAGGGCCUUGCCCAGAAAUUCUCUUCGGGCGAGCUCACCGCGCAGAUGCUCGCCGACGCGCCGUACGACGAGAUCUUGGAGAAACUCACGGCGGUGCGCGGGCUCGGGCGGUGGAGCGUCGAGAUGUUCGCGUGCUUUGCGCUCAAGCGCAUGGAUGUCUUCUCGACCGGCGACCUGGGCGUACAGAGAGGGAUGGCGGCUUUUGUGGGGCGCGACGUGGCCAGGCUAAAGGCCAAGGGGGGCGGCAAGUGGAAGUAUAUGACCGAAAAGGAGAUGGAGGAGAUUAGCGAGCGGUUUCGGCCGUUUCGGAGUGUGUUUAUGUGGUAUAUGUGGCGUGUUGAGGAAACGGAUGUGAGUACCAUGGAGUGAAGUGAGGUAUAGCUCGCUAUGAACUUUGUUCUCGUCGGGAACAAUCCCGCUGGUGCUGAAUUGUGCGUGUUGUGGCCGGUGGACGACGCCGUCUUGGAGUCGGCAUUCUGGCACUGCUUGUUGAAUCCUGCAACGCCCUUGAAGUUCAUUAUGAUACCGACUGCGUUUUUCUUCGGUAAGAACUGGCAUUGUAGUGAGUCUCUGGGGAAUCAGGACGGUGUCACCGGAGGGACGGGGUUGCUGUCGACCCGACCACUCUCCCGUUGCCGCUAUCCCAAUUUAAACCCAAAUUCAGAUUGUCUGGUUGGGGGCAGGCCAGCCAGCUUGUCCUUGGGUAUCGAAUUCUGAAGCCGAGAGAGUCCAGCGGGCCUUGCUAUUUCUUGAUCUAAAGCUGCA
This is a messenger RNA of Parathielavia appendiculata, 1511 nucleotides long. RefSeq names its product DNA glycosylase. Gene Ontology annotation, biological process: base-excision repair; DNA alkylation repair; base-excision repair, AP site formation. The record is from RefSeq and is a predicted model, not a curated record. Gene Ontology annotation, cellular component: protein-DNA complex; nucleus. The transcript is spliced from 2 exons. Gene Ontology annotation, molecular function: DNA-3-methyladenine glycosylase activity; DNA-7-methylguanine glycosylase activity; alkylated DNA binding. Lineage: Eukaryota; Fungi; Ascomycota; Sordariomycetes; Sordariales; Chaetomiaceae. Bases 204 to 1115 code for a protein of 303 amino acids.